Thamnophis sirtalis is the source of this 915-nucleotide messenger RNA. NCBI's taxonomy places the organism in Eukaryota, Metazoa, Chordata, Lepidosauria, Squamata, Natricidae. The record is from RefSeq and is a predicted model, not a curated record.
GAAUCGCCCUUGAUGCCAGCACAGUUGCAACAGUUUGGAUCCCAGGGCAGGUUCCGGACCGUCGGGCUUGGUGGUGCUUUUGCCUGGAGUCUCUCUGAAGGACAAUGGAACAGCAGGACCUCAGGGAUCACCCGCAAAAGAAAGACCCUCGCGGAGGGGAGUCCCCGCCCCAAAGGACAAGCAGAGAGAUCAAGCAGGAACCGGAUGAGGGAUCCCUUCAGCAGUGGGAAGCUCAGUGGCGGGAGUUCCUGAAGACGGUGGAGACCCCGCGUUCGGGGAGCUCUAAACCGCCCGAGGAUCCGUGGGAAAAUAGCUUGGCCUUCCUGGACUCCUUCGAGCAAGUGGCCCGAGCCUGUCGGUGGCCCGAGGAGGAAUGGGUGGCCCGGCUCCAGCCAGCCUUGAGGGGAGAAGCCGAGCAGGCCCUUCUGAACCUGGAAGGAUGCAGCAAGGGGGAUUAUGGGAAAGUGAAGGCAGCCAUUUUGCAAAGGGAUGCCCAGCGGCGGGAGGAACAGCGCCAACGUUUCCGGCGCUUUCGUUACCAGGAAGCGGAAGGGCCCCGGGGGGCUUACAGCCGACUCCAGGAACAUUGCCAGCGGUGGCUGAAGGCGGACGUGUGCACCAAAGAGCAGAUCGUGGAGCUGCUGAUCUUGGAGCAGUUCCUGGCCAUCCUACCGCCGGAGAUGCAGCGCUGGGUCCGGGCGUGCGGCCCAGAGAGCUGCUCCCAGGCCGUGGUCUUGGUCGAAGACUUCCUUGGGAAGAAGGAAGAGCUCAACACGUGGGAACAUCAUGCAGGGGUAUUAUCAGAGGAGGCAGCAACAAUCUCCAGAAUUAGCCAAGUUGGAUCUGAGGCUGGGUGGAGGAUGAUGUAUGUGGAGACCAAACAGGAGAACGAUGACGCCUGUACUGAUCUCUUAG